AUGGAUGAUGAAAUACGAAAAGAACGACAAGCCUUCACUCAUAUCUUUUGGAAAACAUUUCAAGAAAUGGGUGGAAAAUUACCAUUUUGGGAUGAAACAUCAUCCAAGUGCUAUAUUUUUGAAUUGUGUUUACGUAGUGAUAAUGAUCAACAUGAUUCAAGUAGUAGUGGUAGUGGUAGUGGUAGUAGUACUAAUCACAUUUGGACAAGCCCAUCACAACAAGAAUAUACUCAAUCGACAGAGUCCACUCUCGAACAAGACCAAUUAUUUACUUUACACUUUAAUAUUUUAAAACAUCAAGCCAUUACCAAGAACACCAUUAUUGGAAAAUGA
Naegleria fowleri is the source of this 333-nucleotide messenger RNA. RefSeq lists its product as uncharacterized. Bases 1 to 333 code for a protein of 110 amino acids. The transcript has a single exon. The record is from RefSeq and is a predicted model, not a curated record. NCBI's taxonomy places the organism in Eukaryota, Heterolobosea, Eutetramitea, Acrasida, Naegleriidae.